GCUGUGUACCACGGAGCACCGCCCAGCCACCCAAGACUGCCCAAGUCUCCCAGCAGCUGGUCGGGCUUCCGUGGCCUCGCUCCCCUCAUACGCCGAGGCCCGAUCAUCCACCGACCCACCGCCCCCCUACGGCGCGCGCGCGCGCUCUCUCCCUUCCAGGCGCGGGCCUUGCCCGAGCUGGUCCGCAAAAAGGGAAGUUUAGUAAGAGCGCAGCAGUAAAAGACCCCCACCCGCCAGCCUUGUCGCGGCUCAGCCUGGCGCCGGCGCUGCCUAGGCGAGCCCUUCCCCGCCCACCUUUCCGUGCGAGGCAAACAUCCGCCCUAGCGUGGCGGAAGGGAAGCAAAAGGCGAGCCUGGAGCCGCUCAGAAAGAAGCGGAGGCAGCGCGGCGAAAGGGACGGUCGCCAGACUGCUCUGGCCGGCCGCUGCACCAUGGACGCCUUCUGCGGAUCCAGUUUCUGGGAUCCCAACCUUACGCUGCACACUGACAGCCCAGACCUAACACCAUGUUUCCAGAUGACUGUUGUGGCGUGGGUCCCGUGCUUCUAUCUUUGGUGCAUCUUGCCCUUUUAUCUCCUUUAUCUAAAAUGCAACAACCGAGGCUACAUUGUACUGUCUGUGCUGAGCAGGUUUAAAACGGUCUUUGCUUUUGUUCUCUGGUGUGUUUGCUGGGCCAAUCUCUUCUACGCUUUCCAUGGAAUUGUUCAGAGCAGAACCCCAGCACCUGUAUAUUUUGUUACACCCUUACUUGUUGGCAUCACAAUGCUGUUAGCCAUGUUGCUCAUCCAGUAUGAGAGGCUUCAUGGAGUUCAGUCCUCAGGAGUUCUCAUCAUCUUCUGGUUCUUGUGUGUGCUGUGUGCUGUGAGCCCUUUACGGUCCAAGAUCAUUGGUACUGCAGCUCAGAACCCGAUGGAAGACAGAUUUCGGAUUAUCACAUUUUAUCUAUACUUGGCACUGAUCCUUGUAGAGUUGGUUCUUUCGUGUCUUAAAGAAAAGCCUCCAUUUUUCUCUCCGGUUAACUUAGACCCUAAUCCCUGUCCAGAGUUAAAUUCUGGUUUCCUUUCGAAGAUCACAUUUUGGUGGUUUACAAGUAUGGCAAUCCAGGGAUAUAAGAAGCCUCUUGAAGAUAAAGAUUUAUGGUCUCUGAAUGCGGAUGAUAAAUCUGAAGUGAUAGUGCAGAAGCUGCAGAAAGAGUGGGAUAAGCAAAAUCAAGAAGUGCAACAGAAAAAAGAUAUAUCCUAUACAAAAAGCUCAAACCAAAUAGAGAACCAUGUUGGUGAUGGCCUUGAGGAAACAGAAAUCCUGAUAAGUAGUAACACAAAGCAGAAAGAACCAUCUUUUCUCAAAGCCUUACUCAGGACCUUUGGACCAUACUUCUUGAUCGGCUCCUUCUUUAAAUUAAUUCAAGAUCUGUUGUCUUUCGUCAACCCCAAGUUGCUAGGUCUGUUAAUUGGCUUCAUUAAGAAUAAAAGCGCUCCCUUAUGGUGGGGAUAUCUGACUGCAGCUUUGAUGUUUUCCUCUGCCGUGCUUCAGACGAUAAUCCUUCACCAGCAUUUCCAGUACUGCUUUGUUACUGGGAUGAGACUGAGAACGGGCAUCAUCGGGAUGAUCUACAGAAAGGCUUUAGUCAUCACCAACUCAGCAAAGCGCUCUUCCACUGUUGGAGAAAUUGUCAACCUGAUGUCAGUGGAUGCCCAAAGAUUGAUGGAUCUGACUACCUUCCUAAACAUGGUGUGGUCUGCACCGCUCCAGAUAUGCCUAGCUUUAGCCUUUCUCUGGCAGGAAUUAGGGCCGUCUGUGCUGGCAGGAGUUGCUGUGAUGGUCUUACUCAUCCCAUUUAAUGCUGUAAUAGCUAUUAAAACCAGAGCACUCCAGGUGCAACAGAUGCGCUACAAAGACUCCCGCAUCAAGCUAAUGAAUGAAAUUCUAAAUGGCAUAAAGGUACUCAAGCUCUAUGCUUGGGAACCAUCCUUUGCAGAAAAAGUUCUGGAGAUAAGGAAGAAUGAACUGCAGGUUUUGAAGAAAUCAGCCUACCUAAAUUCUUUGUCAACAUUUGCAUGGAUCAGUGCACCGUUUCUGGUUGCCUUGACCACCUUUGCCGUUUACGUCACCGUAAAUGAAAACAACAUCCUUGAUGCAGAAAAAGCCUUUGUGUCUCUCUCCCUCUUUAAUCUCCUCAGGUUCCCGCUCAAUAUGCUCCCCCAGGUCAUUAGCAACAUCGCACAGACGAGCGUUUCACUGAAGAGGAUUCAGCACUUCUUGUCAAAUGAUGAACUUGAUCCAGGCUGUGUUGAAACCAAGUUAAUUACUCCAGGGUAUGCUGUUACUGUAAGAGAUGGAACAUUCAGCUGGGCAAAGGAUCUUGAGCCAGCUCUGAAAGACAUCAAUUGGUUGGUCCCUAGUGGUUCUUUGGUGGCUGUUGUUGGACAUGUUGGCUGUGGGAAGUCAUCCUUGGUGUCUGCUCUUCUUGGAGACAUGGAGAAGCUCCAUGGGAACGUGGCCGUGAAGGGUUCAGUCGCUUAUGUUCCCCAGCUAGCCUGGAUCCAGAAUGCCACCUUGAAAGAUAACAUCUUGUUUGGCCAUCUUCAUAAUGAGAAGAAGUACCAAACUGUCUUAGAGGCAUGUGCUUUGAAGCAAGAUCUCGAUAUGCUUCCAGGGGGAGAUCAGACUGAGAUAGGCGAGAAGGGCAUCAAUCUCUCAGGUGGCCAGCGGCAACGAGUGAGCCUUGCCCGUGCUGUUUUCAGCGAGGCUGAUGUUUAUUUGCUAGACGACCCCCUUUCAGCUGUGGAUUCCCAUGUGGCCAAACACAUAUUUGACAAAGUUAUUGGACCAGAAGGAAUGCUUAAAGGAAAAACUCGAAUUCUGGUGACCCACAGCAUCAAUUUUUUGCCACAGGUAGACCACAUUGUUGUACUUAUAGAUGGCAAAGUCUCUGAAAUGGGGUCCUACCAAGAGCUUUUGCAACAAAACCAGGCUUUUGCAGAGUUCCUCCGCAAUUUUGCACCUGAUGAAGACAUAGAAGAAGAUGAGCCUACAAUGGAAGAUGAGGAGGUCCUGCUUGCUGAAGACACACUCAGCAACCACAUAGAUCUGGCAGACAAUGAACCAGUGACAAACGAAGUCCGUAAGCAAUUCCUAAGAGAGCUGAGUGUAAUAUCUUCAGAUGGGGAAUGCCCUGGUAAAAUGUCAAUGAAAAGAAGAGUGUGUGAGAAAAAGCCACCUGAGACAACUCAACCCAAGAAAAGUCCUAACAAACUCAUUGAGGCAGAAACUGCUGAAACUGGCACGGUCAAGCUGACUGUUUUCUGGCAAUACAUGAAGGCUGUUGGCCCCCUAGUUUCUUUAUUUAUAUGUUUCCUGUACUGCUGUCAAAAUGCUUCUGCAGUCGGGGCCAACGUGUGGCUCAGUGACUGGACCAAUGAACCGGUAAUAAAUGGCACUCAGCGCAACGUGGGCAAGCGAGUCGGAGUCUAUGCUGCCCUGGGUCUCUUGCAAGGGGUUUUUGUGCUGAUCUCCUCUUUUACUCUGGCAAUGGGUGGCAUCAGAGCGGCUCGUACUCUCCACUCCGGAUUGCUGGAGAACAAACUCCACACCCCACAGUCUUUCUAUGACACAACUCCAAUUGGCCGAAUCAUCAACCGCUUCUCGAAAGACAUCUAUGUGAUUGAUGAAGUGAUACCGCCAACUAUCUUGAUGUUCCUAGGAACCUUCUUUGUUUCUGUGUCAACGAUGAUUGUGAUCAUAGCAAGCACCCCACUCUUUGCUGUGGUUAUAAUACCUCUGGCAAUCCUAUACUUCUUUGCCCAGCGGUUCUAUGUAGCUACCUCUCGCCAACUGAAGCGGCUGGAAUCCGUCAGCAGGUCUCCCAUAUAUUCUCAUUUUUCGGAAACCGUCACAGGAGCAAGCGUCAUCCGAGCUUAUAGAAGAGGAAAGGCUUUUGUUCGCCUCAGUGACAUGAAGGUGAAUGACAACCAGAGAAGUCACUAUCCUGGAAUUGUGUCCAACAGGUGGCUGGGAAUUAGAGUUGAAUUUGUAGGGAACUGCGUCGUAUUUUUUGCAGCCCUUUUUGCUGUGUUAAGUAAAAACAGCCUGAGCCCUGGCCUGGUUGGACUUUCCGUGUCCUAUGCAUUGCAGGUGACAAUGUCUCUGAACUGGAUGGUAAGGAUGACAUCAGACUUAGAAAGCAACAUUGUGGCCGUAGAAAGAGUUAAGGAAUAUUCUGAAACUGAAACUGAGGCUCCCUGGAUAAUCGAAGACAAAAGACCACCAGAAGACUGGCCCACUCGGGGCGAAGUGGAGUUUGCAAACUAUUCUGUAAGGUACAGGAAAGGCUUGGACUUGGUGCUGAAAGACCUCAGCCUCAAUGUGAAAGGUGGAGAAAAGGUUGGGAUUGUUGGAAGAACUGGGGCUGGCAAAUCGUCUAUGACCCUCUGCCUCUUCAGGAUCCUAGAAGCUGUGGAGGGGGAAAUCAAAAUCGAUGGGUUAAGAAUCUCAGAGCUUGGCCUUCAUGACUUACGAUCCAAGCUGACUAUAAUUCCUCAGGACCCUGUUCUCUUUUCUGGAACACUCCGACUGAAUUUGGAUCCAUUUGAUAGAUAUUCCGAGGAGGAAAUAUGGAAAGCUCUUGAACUGUCCAAUUUGAAGAGGUUUGUCAGCAGCCAGCCAGCUAUGCUGGAUUACGAAUGCUCUGAAGGAGGAGAAAACCUUAGUGUUGGCCAAAGGCAGCUUGUUUGCUUAGCAAGAGCUCUUCUCCGCAAAACCAAAAUCCUGGUUCUGGAUGAAGCUACCGCAGCAAUCGACCUUGAGACAGAUGAUCUCAUUCAGAUGACAAUAAGAACACAGUUUGAAGACUGUACUGUGCUGACAAUAGCACAUAGGCUGAAUACAAUUAUGGAUUACACCAGAGUCCUUGUUCUAGAAAAAGGAGCAAUUGCCGAAUUUGACACACCUUCGCGUCUUAUAGCAUCCAAAGGAAUUUUCUAUGGCAUGGCAAAGGAUGCUGGAUUGGCAUAACAGGACAGCUGCUAUAUCUCACCAAAGGACUAGUUACUGGGGUUCUUUUUUAAAAAACCCACAAGCAAUACCUGAAUGUACUGUACUUUUCAAAACAGCAUUUUUAUUUUUAUUUUUGCGAUACGGAAUCAAAAUGUUUCAUAUGCCUAUGAGAACCAGAAAAUUUAAUUUUUAUAUUUUUAAAAAUAUUUUCUACAUACAGAAGUAUUUUUUUUACCUGACAUCUUACCGAAAAUGGAUGUGAGUGUGUGUAUGCAUAGCACUUAACUGUAUUCUUUUUAUCUUAUAUAGUCAAUUACAGCUAGCGAUACAAAAGCACUGGCAUUAUCCGUCCAUUCAUUUUCUGUUAAGUAAAAUGAAUCCAUGAAAUGCG
This is a messenger RNA of Podarcis muralis (Common wall lizard), 5384 nucleotides long. RefSeq names its product ATP binding cassette subfamily C member 3 (gene ABCC3). NCBI's taxonomy places the organism in Eukaryota, Metazoa, Chordata, Lepidosauria, Squamata, Lacertidae. Gene Ontology annotation, cellular component: membrane. Gene Ontology annotation, molecular function: ABC-type transporter activity; ATP binding; ATP hydrolysis activity. The record is from RefSeq and is a predicted model, not a curated record. Gene Ontology annotation, biological process: transmembrane transport.